CUGGUGCUCUCUCACCAUGAAGGCUGCGUCCGCAUCGACUACGUUGUUACGAUCCUCCGGUUCCAAAGGUUCCGUUGGUCGGCACUUGUCUACCGUUUACGGAGAAAACGCGACCAAAAUACUGCCACUCGAAGUCGACGCAACGAACACUGCCACUCGUGACCAACAGCUCGUCCGCGUCUUGAGAGAAAUAUGUCCCUCGUUUUUCGAAACCAGUCACAACUAUCACGAACAGUCGUCUGCCACACACGGAGUGGAACGACGCGACGACCACACUAUGACCAUACAACCACUCCUCGGUGGUCUUUCCAAUCAAUUGUUCGUUUGGAAACGCCCAGACUCCUCCUCCUCGGUCCUCUUUCGGAUUCAUCCCCGCAGCGAAGUGGAAAUUGUGAAUCGCGAGACGGAAAACCGCAUCCUCGUUAUGCUCAGUCAGCAAGGCGACGCUCCACUCUUUUACGGACGCUUCGCCAACGGAAGAGUGGAAGAAUUCUACGACAACCAUCGACCUUUGUCCUGUCGUGAAAUGAACACGUACGCGGCGGAAAUUGCCGCCCUACUGGCUCGGUUACACCGUAAACACGUGCCGCCGCAAGUUUUGACACCCACCGACGAUGGACACCUUUGGACGCGAUUGGAAGAAUGGUUCCGCAUGGCGUCGCAGCAACAGCCUGAGCAACGUCGCAUUACCACCGAUUCGACUCUUAUGUUGGAGCGACUGCAAUUCGAAUGGACCUGGCUGCAAUCCGUACUGCGGCCAACGCAAUCUAGAUGUACUACCAAAGCGAUCAACGGUACCGCUGACGCUGCGCCAACGCAGGGAACCCCAGCCCAGCAAGCGCAAGACUUUUUGGACGAGAUUGUCUUGACCCACAUGGAUUGUCAGAGCCUUAAUCUCUUGCGACCCGACAGCAACGACGACGGAAACGAGAGUGCUUCGUCAAAGGCUGGCCCCUUGCGGCUGAUUGAUUUUGAAUACGCAGGUCUUAAUCCACGGGCCGCGGACAUUGCCAAUACUUUUUGCGAAUUUUGCGACAUGAACAACAUGCGGGCGGACUACGAACGUGAAUAUCCAUCCGAGGACGUCCAGAACGAAUUUUUCCGGGCGUACCUGAAAGAUUUGGAAUGUUCAUCUUUGCUGGCUGGCCAACAGGAGGAGUUUUUGACCGCCAUGCGCUUGCAUGUUGGAAAAUAUACGCUCCUCUCGCACUUGGGUUGGGCCGUAUGGAGUUUGGUACAACACAAUUUGUCCGAUAUCGAGUUUGACUACCUUGCGUACGCACAGCACCGCAUGGAUGGUUACGAGUUGUUUAAAGCAAAAUUCUGGAGAUGA
Messenger RNA from Phaeodactylum tricornutum CCAP 1055/1, 1333 nucleotides. RefSeq lists its product with no specific name. The transcript has a single exon. The coding region runs from base 17 to 1333 and encodes 438 amino acids. NCBI's taxonomy places the organism in Eukaryota, Bacillariophyta, Bacillariophyceae, Surirellales, Neidiaceae. Gene Ontology annotation, cellular component: cytoplasm. Gene Ontology annotation, biological process: phosphatidylethanolamine biosynthetic process; phosphatidylcholine biosynthetic process. Gene Ontology annotation, molecular function: ethanolamine kinase activity; choline kinase activity. The record is from RefSeq and is a predicted model, not a curated record.